Messenger RNA from Boleophthalmus pectinirostris (great blue-spotted mudskipper), 1353 nucleotides. RefSeq lists its product as uncharacterized. The transcript is spliced from 7 exons. The record is from RefSeq and is a predicted model, not a curated record. Gene Ontology annotation, cellular component: ESCRT I complex. Lineage: Eukaryota; Metazoa; Chordata; Actinopteri; Gobiiformes; Gobiidae. Gene Ontology annotation, biological process: protein transport; protein modification process; endosome to lysosome transport. Gene Ontology annotation, molecular function: ubiquitin binding. The coding region runs from base 761 to 1225 and encodes 154 amino acids.
AAUAAUACAGACGGAAUUUGAUAUCUGGCCUUUGAAGAGCCUGUUCCCACUUAAAAUUAAAGUAGAUAAUUGCAAAUUCAUUCAACUAUAAUUAAAACUAUAAAUUAUAAACUAUAAUUAAAAAACAAACAUGAUGUGUUUUACCUGUGAACUGCUGAUUAAAGCAAGCAUGUUACUUACAUUCACUAGUUUGCGUAUAUUUUUUUGAGUAACUCUUUCAGUUCUGUACACACAAAGUAGUUUUACACAUCAUAUUAGUUGAGUGUUUAAUCUAUUUUUCUAGGUUGCAGUGAGAAGUCUGUAUUUGUUGUUUGUCACUGACCUACAUGCUGAUUUUAGGCCAGCUGAUAGACACCAAAGACAAUGUCCCUUUGGUCAUCAACAGCCAUAAAAGUAGUUAGACAUUAAACCAAACCUGCAGAUAACACCAUACGUGUCAUAUUCUCUUAUACACAAACUGAGAAAGCACUGGCUGUUUUGAGCUCUGAUCAUGUCGUCUGUAGAGAAGAUUAGAAAAAUGCUGCCAAAGUAUGAUAAUAAACCUUUCUAGCUUCAUGGAGAUCAAACCAGACCAAAAUACAGGUCAGAUCUGUGACCUGCGAUCUCUUUUUCUAGGUAUUUUUGAGCCAUAAAACCACCUGUAUCUGCUGAAAUGUAAGACUUGUCAACUGAAUUUCUUGUGCUGAAGACCUACCCUCGGAGAAUUGUUGCCGAAGACAUAAACACAGCACUGACUCAUUUUAAAAACCUUACACCUGCCAUGAACACAUAUGUAUACAAUGAUGGAGUUACUAAGAAUUUAAUGUGCCUAUCUGGAACUAUUUCUACAAUAUUUAACAGCAAUAUUUACAACACCCCAGUGUCUGUGUGGCUCGAGGAAAGCUAUCCACAAAGUGCUCCUAUUGUGUACGUCCAACCUACUAAAGAAAUGAUGAUUAUUAAAAGAUCAUUUGUUUCCAAUAAUGGGGAGGUCCAGCUGCCAUAUCUAGAGGAGUGGAAACAGGGUGAAUGUGAUCUGGUCAGCUUACUACAGGUGAUUGCUGCAACAUUUGGAGAAUUUCCACCUGUUUGCAUUAAGCCAUAUCAAGAAUCCGAACAAGCACCAUGUUGGCUCCAGUUUCACAGAGAAUACAACAUUUAUUCCAGACCAGAUGGAAGUUCAUAUCUGUCUGUGUCCAAAGAAGAUGACCAACCUUUCCAUCAGGAUCACGAAACCAACUGCUAGUGGUAUUAUUACCUGAUUUAUUUAUUCUGUUUCUCUGAGCAGCUGGUGUCAGGGGUUCACAAUGGGUAUUUGGAUUUGAUGAAAUAAAUAAAAAGCUGUGAGUCGAGUCACAGUUUUGAUUAACUUGA